UAGUAGUUGAUCCUUGCUCGUCAUUUUUCAGGCAGGUCUUGUGACAAGCGCGAGAAGAAAAACAUUAACGUUGGUUAACAUUAUUUUUAUUUGCUGAAGCUGUAAGAACGUUUUAUUAACACGAGUUCAAGAUGGCUGAUUGUAAAGCCAUUUGCUUAAAAUUGGGGAUGCUGAUCUUCUUUCUCAUGGUGAUGUUAGGCGUCUUAUACUUCUUAAUGUCGCAAUUACCAGAGCAACGAAUACGGAUGUCAUCCACAGACAUACAAGUAGCUAAUGAUGUCUCCACCGUGUGGUGUAGAAAACAGUUCGUUGUCUCCGACCACUUGAUGGACACCUAUCGGAUCGACAAGAAGCCAGAAAUAGAUCAAGAGGUUUACCAUUCUCAUAAUGUUAACUACAGUAUUCAUAUGACUUGGAAAAAACAAAAGGUUCUACGUUACUACAUGCUGUCUGGAUCUAAAUUACAUAUCAAAGCUUGCAGCAGUAACCCAGAUGCCUACGUCUACGUAACAAAGGGACACCGUAAUUUGAUACGGUGUUUACGAAGAACGACAAGCAAAUUCUUUGAUAAUGAAGACGAUGAUGACAGUUUUCGAGACUCCGAAGACAGAUUUAAAAAUGACUUUGAUUUCUCUGAAAUAAUCGAAAAGUUCCAGAAAUGGGAAAGAAUUAAAAAGGUCCUCCCUGUAUAUCUUCGUCGCUGUCAGGAUGCUGAAGCAUCGCGUCAAAUUCCAACACGAUGUAACGAGAAAAGUAUUAGUGUGAAUAUUGAAAAAAGCGAUGUUUAUUACGUUAUUGUUAAAAACUUCCACCGUAAAAGCAUCAACCAAAUCAACUUGUCGGUUACUUUGAAAAGAACAAGCUACAAAGUUGACCAAUCAAAUACGGUUUGUACUAAAAGCUCUCAAUGUGACGUCACAUUGUCCUUCGCCUCUUCAAAUCGUGUAAUGCUUUACGCCCCACCAGAACCAAACGCUGGAAGUGUGACUUUUAAUGUUUUACUGUCUUGUAAGCCUCGACUUCUGUUAUACAUUGGUACAUUUUUACUGGUCCCACUAAUUUUUUUGAUUCUCCUGGGAUGUUGUUUGAACCUUUGUAUUUGUUUUAAAAAGACUGAUAGAAAGAAAAUCAAAUACAUCCUGCUACGAGAUAAUUGUGACGACAAGAAAAUAAUCCAAGUCCCCCUGCUUGGAUCGGAAGAGGCAUUAAUUUCCCGAAGGUAUGACACCAACAAUUUCACUAAAGUACCAGAAAUUAAGGCUUCUAAGAACUCCCCGUCGUCUACUGAAGCACGUAGCUCUGACCAAACAGCACCUGGAUAUAAUCCACCCACUGCAGCAACUGCACUUGGAUAUACUCCACCCACAGCAGCAACUGCACCUGGAUACACUCCACCCCCAGCCUACUUCACUCGAGACACACCACCUCCUUUCUAUACACCACCAACCAUGUACUCCAAUAAGCCGACAUCUGCAGCCAAGUAAAAUAUUUCGAUAAAUGUCAUCGUUGUAACUUGGCAACAUGAAAAGGCUCAUAUCACUCCACAAUGUAUAAAUAGAAACCUUCCCUUUUUAAUAUUUUACAAGAAACAAUCUGUCCUUCUGUCUAUCACUCUCAGUAAGAGAUCAUAUCCUGUAUAUGUAAGCUAUGUUAUAUUCCUAUAAGCAGAAUUAGAUAUUUAAAUAAAAAGACAGUAGUAGAAGAA
Messenger RNA from Limulus polyphemus (Atlantic horseshoe crab), 1705 nucleotides. RefSeq lists its product as uncharacterized. NCBI's taxonomy places the organism in Eukaryota, Metazoa, Arthropoda, Merostomata, Xiphosura, Limulidae. The record is from RefSeq and is a predicted model, not a curated record. The coding region runs from base 132 to 1484 and encodes 450 amino acids. The transcript is spliced from 2 exons.